Messenger RNA from Ciona intestinalis (vase tunicate), 1914 nucleotides. The record is from RefSeq and is a predicted model, not a curated record. NCBI's taxonomy places the organism in Eukaryota, Metazoa, Chordata, Ascidiacea, Phlebobranchia, Cionidae.
AUAGUGAAAAAUCCUACCUUAUGUUUCUUCUUACCUAGGAUGUCAAAGCACAAUAUUUAAAAAUGCUUCGUUUCGUUGCCAUAAUUCAAAAUUCAAUGAGAUGUAUAAGCCCACUUCAUUCAAAGCAUCGUUUUCUUCAUUUAAGCCCUAUAAAGCGUAAGAUUAGCAUACACGAUCAACAUGGCAAUUGGAGUUGGGAAAAUAUAACCACCAGGAGUACGUUUUUAAAAAGUGAGCUUCUUAAAAGUGAAGCAUCAAAGAACACAAAAAAUCUUAAUGGUGAAAGGGUUUGCUUCCUAACACCAAACGACAGCAGUUUUGUGUCGUGUUUGCUUGCUGUAUGGUCAUGUGGGGGCAUUGCUGUCCCAUUAUGUUCAAAGCAUCCACCAUCUGAGUUGGAAUAUGUGAUUAACCAUUCAAGAGCAUCUACUGUGGUUUCAGCUGUUAAAUAUACAACGAUGAUUGGACCAUUAUGUGAAAAGCUGAAAGUUGAGCAUGUUCAGCUUGAUCAUUGGGAUAAGUUGGAUGGAGAUGCAAAGCCAUGUGUAGAAAACUUUCCUUUACUUCAUGUUGAUCAAGGUCACAAUCAUUCACUUAUCAUGUACACAAGUGGAACUACUGGCCCACCUAAGGGAGUUCUGUUUAAUCAUUCAAACAUUAGAUAUCAGAUAAAGAGUCUUGUUGAUAUUUGGGAGAUGUCGUCCUCAGAUGUUUUGCUUCAUGUCCUUCCACUACACCACAUACAUGGCUUUAUCAAUGCACUGCUUUGUCCAUUAUCAAUCAAUGCUGCUGUGGUAAUGGAACCAAGUUUUGAAGCUGGAAGGGUCUGGAAACAUUUGUUGGGUGAAAGUUGUAGCAAUUUUCCCAGAGUGAAUGUUUUCAUGGCUGUACCGACAAUAUAUACGAAGCUUAUCCAAUAUUUUGAUGAGCACCAGAUGUGUGUUGAGGAAACAAAAAAGAAAUGCAAAGAUAUUCGUCUCAUGGUUUCUGGUUCUGCCUCCCUUCCCCUAUCCAUCAUGCAAAAGUGGAAAUCUAUUACUGGCCACACUUUAUUGGAGAGAUAUGGAAUGACAGAGUUUGGCAUGGGGCUUACUAAUCCAUACAAAGGAAAACGAAUACCAGGUUAUGUUGGGUUACCGUUCCCAAAUGUUGAAGCGAAAAUUGCCGCAUCUCAAGAAAAUGGAGAACCAGAUUACUCGAGGUACAACGUGCUUUACAAAGAUAACAGAGUGUUUGAAACAGAAGGAACUUCCGAUGAAUCUGGUGAACUUCUAAUAAAAUCAAAGUCCAUAUUCCAAAAAUAUUGGAAUAAUAAUAAAGCUACAAAGGAAAGCUUUGUUGACGGUUGGUUUAAGACUGGAGACAUAGCUGUUUUCGAAGAUGGUAUGUUUCGUAUCGUUGGUCGUUCAUCAGUUGAUAUUAUUAAAAGUGGGGGUUUUAAACUAAGUGCGUUGGAUGUAGAGCGAGUGCUGUUGGAGCAUGACCAUGUAGAGGAGGCAUCAGUUUUAGGGGUACCUGAUGAUACCUGGGGUCAAAAAGUUGUUGCUGUAAUUAAACUUACACAAAAUUCCACUGUCGAUGACGUCACAAUGACGUCAUGGUGUCGUGAGCACAUGGCAAGGUACAGGAUACCAAGAGAGUUCAAGUUUGUAAAGGAAAUUCCACGGAACGCAAUGGGCAAAGUUAACAAGAAAACUUUACUACAAAGUAUUGAAAGCAAAUCAUGAAAAGAAUCUCAAGUGUCGUUACCGUGUCGUUUAUUUUACAUUUGGCAAAAGUAAUUGUCUUCUUCUAAUCACAGUAUUAUUUCCGAGCCAUCUACUUCAUUCAUUCCAUAUAUAUAUGCAAUCUCGUAAUAAUAGCGUGUGCGUAAACAUAUAAUAUACAAUUGCAAUAAAUAGCAGACGAAAUAAG